Amborella trichopoda is the source of this 4340-nucleotide messenger RNA. RefSeq names its product MUTL protein homolog 1 (gene MSH1). Gene Ontology annotation, biological process: mismatch repair. Gene Ontology annotation, molecular function: ATP binding; mismatched DNA binding. The record is from RefSeq and is a predicted model, not a curated record. NCBI's taxonomy places the organism in Eukaryota, Viridiplantae, Streptophyta, Magnoliopsida, Amborellales, Amborellaceae.
CAAUUAAAGUCUUUGAUAUGUUUGGUCUAGACUUCAGAAGCAAAUUUGCAAUAGAGAAACAGAUGGGAGUGGUUGUCUUCUUGUUCUUCCCAUAGUUAGCAAUUUAGCAUAUAUUUGCAAGGUUGUAACCUCUCCUCAUGAGUUGGUAUAAAGUUAAGUUUUGACUAGAGACACUAGCCAGGUGAAGGCAAGGAUCUUUGGAGGUGUUUAGAUGGCCCAAGCUUUAUUGUGUAUGAGUGGUCUGCGGGAGGAGGCAAGAUCUUGGGUUUUGUAGAAAGAAAUGACUGAGAAGAAUAAUAUUUGGAAUGAGAUAAGCGCAAAGUGGGGGGGAGUUUCAUUGACUCAAGCUACCAUGAUUGUCUAGCCUUUUUCGUCUUCUAAGAAGCUUUUAUUUUUUGAUGAAGGUUCUAAGAAGCUUUUAUUCAUCAUAAAACCUAAAAUUCAUGGCGCCUCUUCUCCUCAAAAGCUUCUAACUAUAGAAACUCUAGAUUCCAUGGAUUGCCUAGCUUCUAGGGGUUAGUUUCAGGCAAUCACUUCGACGGACCACCAAUUUGGUGACAAGAGCUUCUUUUGAAACCAAAGAAACAUGCAAGGCUUUGUUUGGGAAGAAACGCUGCAAUCCGUGGAGAUUUGGUGUGAUUUCUAGGAUCUGGUCACGGGUGAUGUUCUGUGAGGUGCUCUGGCUUUGCACUCAGAGAUGUUUUAGAAAUCCUAGGAAACUGUAAUCAAUUGGGGGAAAUCCUUGAAUCCAUGGAGCUAGAGCUGCUUCCAAAAACCUAAGCCUUUCUUUGGAGGUAGAGGAGGAUCGGUCGUACAAGAGAUUGGUUGGAGAAUUUUAUGAAGCUGUUGGCUUUGAUGCAUGCAUCCUUGUUGAACAUGCUGGGUUGAACCCUAUGAGUGGUUUGAGAUCAGACACUGUCCCAAGAGCUGGUUGUCCUGUCAUGAACUUGCGGCAAACUUUGGAUGACUUGACUCGAAGUGGAUAUUCUGUUUGUAUAGUAGAGGAAGUGCAGGGCCCAACUCAAGCUCGAUCGCGAAAAGGUCGCUUCAUAUCAGGGCAUGCACAUCCUGGAAGCCCCUAUGUAUAUGGACUUGCAGGAGCCGACCUUGAAGUUGAUUUUCCUGAGCCAGUGCCUGUAGUUGGUGUAUCACAUUCAGCAAAAGGUUAUUGCUUGAUAUCAGUUAUUGAGACUCUGAAAACAUAUUCCAUAGAAGAUGGGCUAACUGAAGAGGCUAUAGUCACAAAGCUCCGUACCCGUCCCCACCACCAUUUGUUUCUGCAUAUAUCAUUACGGCAUAAUUGUACAGGGACACAUCGUUGGGGAGAAUUUGGUGAAGGUGGUUUGCUAUGGGGGGAGUGUACUGACAAGAACUUUGAGUGGUUCGAUGGCAGUCCUGCUGAUGGACUUUUGUGCAAGGUGAGGGACCUUUAUGGUCUUGACAAAGAAGAAAUUUUUCGAAAUGUCACAGUUUCUUCAGAAAAAAGGCCUCAGCCAUUAUACCUUGGAGCUGCAACUCAAAUUGGUUGCAUACCUACUGAAGGAAUUCCUAGCUUGUUGAAAAUUUUGCUUCCAUCAAGCUGCACUGGUCUCCCUGUGAUAUAUAUGAGGGAUCUUCUACUUAAUCCUCCCAUGUAUCCUACUGCAUUGUCAAUUCAAGAAUCGUGCAAGCUAAUGAGCAAUAUAAGUUGCCCAAUUCCUGAAUUUACAGUUAUUCCGGCAACAAAGCUUGUGAAGCUUCUUGAGUCGAAGGAAGCAAACCACAUUGAAUUUUGCAGAAUAAAAAAUGUGGUCGACGAUGUUCUGUACUUGUAUGGAAAAUCAGAUCUUAAUCCCAUCCUACAAUCGCUGCUAGAUCCUACUUGGGUUGCAACUGGCUUGAAGAUCGAUUGCGAGUCCCUGGUGAAUGAGUGCAGAUUGGUUUCACAUAGAAUUGGUGAAAUGAUUUCCCUACAAGGAGAAAGAGUUCAAGCAACAAGUUCUGUCCCUUGUAUUCCAGGAGAAUUUUUUGAAGACGUUGAGUCAUCAUGGAAGGGUCGCGUGAAAGAAAUCCAUACAGAAAAUGCAAUCAAAGAAGUAGAGAGAGCGGCAGAAUCCUUGUCUUUGGCUGUUACUGAAGACUUCCUUCCAAUUGUUCAGAGAGUAAAAGCUGUCAUGUCUCCACAUGGUGGUCCUAGGGGUGAUAUAACCUAUGCCAAAGAGCAUGAAGCUGUUUGGUUUAAAGGAAAGCGUUUUGUACCAUCUGUUUGGGGUGGUACUCCUGGUGAAGAACAAAUUAAGAGACUAAUACCUGCUACAGAUUCUAAAGGGAAAAAUGUUGGAGAUGAAUGGUUUACAACUGAGAAGGUGGAGGUUGCUCUGAAUAGGUACCAUGAGGCAAAUGCCCGAGCCAAGGCGGUUGUCAUGGAUAUUUUGCGAGGACUUUCUACUGAAAUGCAAAUUAAGAUAAAUGUUCUUGUCUACUCAUCCAUGUUGCUGGUUAUUGCAAAGGCAUUAUUUGCUCAUGUCAGUGAAGGAAGGAGGAGGAAAUGGGUCUUUCCCACAUUAAAGGAGUUCGAUAGAUCUGCAGGCAGCACUUUGUCAUGGGAAAAUGACUAUAUGGAGAUUGUGGGAUUAUCACCAUAUUGGUUUGAUGCUGCUCAAGGAAAUGCUAUACAAAAUACUGUUAAAAUGCAUUCCUUAUUUAUUUUGACGGGACCAAAUGGUGGUGGCAAAUCUAGCUUGCUUCGGUCGAUUUGUGCUGCAGCAUUACUUGGAAUUUGUGGGUUGAUGGUUCCGGCAGUCUCUGCUGUCAUUCCACAUUUUGAUUCUAUCAUGCUUCAUAUGAAAUCCUAUGAUAGUCCUGCGGAUGGGAAAAGCUCCUUCCAGAUGGAAAUGUCAGAGCUGCGGUCAAUAGUUACAAGAGCCACUGCAAGGAGCCUUGUGCUAGUGGAUGAAAUUUGCAGGGGAACGGAAAUGUGGAAAGGCACCUGCAUUGCUGGAAGCAUAUUGGAAACUCUCGAUAAUAUUGGUUGCCUGGGCAUUGUAUCAACCCACAUCCAUGCCCUCUUCAAUUUACCACUAGCGACAAAGAACAUUGUUUCUAAAGCAAUGGGAACGGAGAAAGUGAAUGGUCGAACAAAACCGACAUGGAAGUUAAUAGACGGAAUUUGUAGAGAAAGCCUUGCAUUUGAGACGGCUCAAAAUGAAGGAAUCCCUGAAGCUAUUAUCAGAAGAGCUGAGGAGUUGUAUCUCACUAUCAAAGAUGCUCAAACAGAUUUAGAAAAGAUUGAUGGUGCAAAGGGGCAUCGAACUCAUCAGUCUGGAAUUACUUGUUUGUAUGAUCGUAGUGAUUGUUUGAGACCUGAAGGUAAUGAAUCUAGUUCUUUUGAAAAUGUGUCAAUUAAGGGAACUGAUAUUGAUGCUUUAACUAGUAAUGGACUAUCCAAAUAUGAAGAUGAUCAUGCCCCACAUGAUUCUAUGAAAUUCCGAAGAUUAUGUGUCACAAAUGAAGGCUGUGGAGAAAGUUCAACGAGUUCCUCACAUGUGAUGUCUCUGUCUGCGGAGAGGCAGAGAUUAUUGCAGAAUGCUGGAAGAGCUGUGACCAUCAUUUGUCAGAGAAAGUUGAACGAACUUUACGUGCAGAAAUGUAUAGCUGCACUUGCAGAGAUCUCUUGUGUCACUGUUGAUUCUAAAGAACAACCUCCUCCCUCGACAAUAGGCACUUCAAGUGUAUAUGUGUUAGUCAGGCCUGAUUUGAAGUUGUAUGUUGGACAGACAGAUGACCUUAUUGGUCGCGUCCGUACACACCGUUCAUCAGAAGGCAUGCAGGAUGUGCCUUUUCUUUAUGUUGUGGUCCCAGGGAGGAGUGUGGCUUGCCUAUUAGAAACUCUGCUCAUUAACCAGCUUCCCCUUCAAGGAUUUCAUCUUUCUAACAAAGCUGAUGGUAAGCACCGCAACUUUGGCACGUGUCAUCUCACAUUGGAAGGUUCAGCGUUGGCUCAAUGAAUUAUUGAUGACUCCAAAAACCACCUCAUGCAAUCUCAGUUCCAAAUGUUCAAUUUUGGGUUACGAAUCCAUUUAAUGGUUCCGAUGGUGGCUACUAUCUUAAGCCGAGCUUUUACGGUUGUAAGUAAGCAAUUUUGGAUCCACAAUAUAUACCUUUGUUCAUGUAAAAUAUUUGGUCUGUCAGCGCUGGGAAAGCACCAAUUUUGUAGUUAUGAAGUUCAGGCCUGUCAUUUAUUUCUUUAAGCGGGAAUGAAAGGGAUGCAGCAGCUGGUCGUAUUUGACUUCGUUCGACCAACACUCUGCUUGUUGUCAUUGUUCUGUUACUUUUGUAAUUGUCUAUCAUUGUUUUCUCCA